This is a messenger RNA of Symbiodinium sp. CCMP2592, 1062 nucleotides long. The record is from the annotation of a GenBank genome assembly. NCBI's taxonomy places the organism in Eukaryota, Dinophyceae, Suessiales, Symbiodiniaceae.
AUGCCCGAAGAAAUCGACAUGACGGCAUCCGGAAGGAUAUACCAGAAUCCGGCCAAUCCACGCGAGCUCUGGUUUAACCUGGGCUGGUACAUCAAGGACAAGUACCAGUUUCCAUCUUACAAGGGCUGGAUGGGAGAAUUCAUCAGCACGGCCGACUACAACAAGGUUGUCCAAGACUUGCAGGACGAGUUGAACGGCUCGACUGUCACGCAAACGAAAGAUCAGGUUGACCAAGGCGCAAUAUGCUGCUGCUUGAUUACGUUGUGCUUGGCUUGCCCAGUUUGCAGCUGCGUCGUGCUAUGUUACGACAUCGGACUCAAAAGCCUGAAAGGAAAGCUGACAAGCAAGUUGGAGAAUUCCGGCAUCAAACAAGACAUGCGGAUCGAGUUCGUGAAAGCCGAUGAUUUCUUCAGGAAGGCAAGCGUCUGGAAGGACCAUAUGUCACAAACUUUGCAACUCAGGAAGAAGGGAGGCGAACAGUUCGAAGGGGGACCACCGCCAGGAUGCAACCUUGUGAUCACCACCGAGCAGCCGAUUUCGUGGCCCCCACCGCCAGAUGCCGCAGACGUCAUGGCCGAUGCUUUGCAGAGGGGGGUGGCCGGAGCCACAAGUGCCAUCCAGGGCGCCGUGGCUUGGGCGCAGUCUGACCAAGUCCAGGAUGCCGUCAAGGGCGCAGUGGACAAAACCAAGGAUGCCGCCAAAGCUGCCGUGGAAUGGGCACAGUCCGACGAAGUCCAGGACGCGGUCAAGGGUGCCGUAGACAAGACCAAGGAUGCCGCCAAAGCGGCUGUGGAAUGGGCUCAGUCCGACGAAGUCCAGGACGCAGUCAAGGAUGCCGCGGAGAAAACCAAGGAAGCUGCGAAAGAUGCUGCAGAAUGGGUGCAGACCCAGGUGAAGCCAAUGCAGCAAGCGAUGGCGUUUGCGAACCUGGAAACGUAUUUUAGAGGAUUGGGACUGAUCCCCGGUCUUGUCCUGACCAAGCAGGAGACAAGCGGAUGGACAUCUGGUAAUGAGCCAUCUGUGCCGGCCUUCAUGAGACUCAGGAUGAAGCAGGCCUCAUAG